Molecule: messenger RNA, 1010 nt
Organism: Ipomoea triloba (trilobed morning glory)
Lineage: Eukaryota; Viridiplantae; Streptophyta; Magnoliopsida; Solanales; Convolvulaceae
Product: putative homeobox-leucine zipper protein ATHB-51
Exons: 3
Coding region: 129-803 (224 amino acids)
Biological process (GO): positive regulation of DNA-templated transcription
Cellular component (GO): nucleus
Molecular function (GO): sequence-specific DNA binding; DNA-binding transcription factor activity, RNA polymerase II-specific
Source: RefSeq, a predicted model, not a curated record
GGUUUUAGUUUGCACAUCAGUUUUUGUCUUGUGGGGAAGUGAAAUAUAGUAGAGUUACAUACGUUGAAGAAGAAAGAUCUACCUGAUCUAUCGAGGCAUCGAGGUUAAAGUAGGUAGGUCCGAAAAGCAUGGACUGGAAUGGCAACUUCACCAUACCUUUUGUUCCUCGUCAACCGCCGACGUCCCAGGAUGUUUCUUUCAAUUUCCUCUGCGGUUACAAUUAUGAUCACUAUCCAGGCAGCAUAGAAAUGAAGAACGCAAUGCAAAGCCAUAACGCACUGUUUCCGCCAUUAGAGAAGCACGUCGGCUUUGGGAACCCGAUGGACAAGAAGAAGAGGUUGACGAACGAUCAGUUAGAGUCGUUAGAGAACAAUUUUCAAGAUGAAAUAAAACUAGACCCCGAUAGGAAACAACGGUUGGCCAAGGAGCUAGGGCUGCAACCUAGGCAAAUCGCUGUUUGGUUCCAGAACAGACGGGCUAGGUGGAAGACUAAGCAGCUGGAACGUCUCUAUGAUUCUCUCAAACACGACUUUGAAGCUGUCACAAGAGAGAAACAGAAGCUCCAAGAAGAGGUGUUGACACUAAGAUCAAUACUCAAAGAUCAAGCCACAAAGAAGCAAGUCUCCACAGGCUACACAGAAAUGUCAGGGGAGGAGACUGUUGAGAGCACAUCGAUUCCCAGUUCAAACUGCAGGGCUCUACAGCCAAAUACCCAUCAGAUGGCUGACUGCAACUUCGCCUUCAAUGUUGAGGAAUGCAAUCCGUUGAUGCAAUCGUACUGGGAAACUCUUCCAUAUCAGUGAAUUAAUUAGAUGUUUAGAGCUUAGCUAAGUUGAUAUUAUGAAGCCCUAACUUAGAUUAUAAGAUGAGAAUAGGUUAAUUAGGUUAUGGUAUUAGUGGAGUUAGGUUACUGCAGGCUAGAUGCUAUAAUCUUAUCAUGAUGGAACCAAUCUGUAUCUGAUAUUGCUGUUACUAUGGACUACUCAUGUUUUUAUAUAAUUGAUAGCGUA